AAGCGUCACAGGAUCACGCCAGCUUCCAGCGCGCUAACAGCACAGCGAUUCAUUAGAACCAGAACUCGCUGCUUUUACCUCAUUUAGAACGCCUUUGGAAUCAUUUGUUAAUUCUAGAACUGAACGUUUAAUUAAAACAGUGAGAGGUUUUGUGUAAUGCGAUAAUUUUUUCACAUCCUGAUUCUGCGAGAGCGACCGGAGCCAAUCAGAACGCGCGUUUCCUGCAGGCUAGCCAAUGGGAAGGAAGGAAGGGCGGGACGUGCAGCGGCAGUUAGGGUUGCAUUUUUAGGGCGAGGUCAUGCGAAACAUGGACAUGCCGGUGUGGAGUUGUCCAUGAAUCGUGGAACACGGACCUCCCUUUUUCGGCUUGGGUCGGCCCUGCAGCGGUUAUAAAUGGAAUGGCUGAAAGAGUUUUGUGUCGCAGUCUGCGGUCUCGGUUUUCGGUGACAAGGUUGUGGACUUUGGUUUCACUUUGGGAGAGAAAAAUUACGGUUAAAAAAACAAAAUAAAAGAACCGACAAUGGCGUCCAACGAUUAUUCUCAGACGGCAGCACAAGGCUAUGGACCUUAUGGUGCUCAGACUGGUCAAGGCUAUACCCAGCCAGCUGCCCAGGCCUACGGCCAGCAGAGCUAUGGCAGCUAUGGGCAGUCCUCGGACACCAGUGCAGCCGCUUACAGCCAGGGAGGUUAUGGGUCCACCUAUGGACAGACCCAGACAGGUGGUUAUGGUGCCCAGCCUGCCUCUCAAGGCUACAGCCAGUCCAGUCAGGCGUACGGAGCCGCUGGGUACGGGAGCAGCCAGCCCGCCCAGAGCAGCUACGGGCAGCAGUCCUCGUACCCGGGCUAUGGGCAGCAGCAGCCAGCCUCUGCGUCUUCAGCCACCAGUUAUGGCAGCGGCUCCCAGGCUCCCUCUGGUUACGGGCAGCCCCAGAGCGGCGGUGGAGGCGGGGCUAACUCUGGGGCCGCAGCAGGAGGGGGCUACGGGACCCAGGGGGGCUAUGCUGGGCAGGGGCAGGGGCAGCCCCCCCAGCAGGGAGGAGCGGGGGGAGCUAGCGGAGGAGGAGGAGCAGCUGCGGGACACUACAGCCAACAGCAACAACCCAACUACAACACCCCUCCACCCCAGAGCUACAGCCAGCAGCAGGGCCAGUACAGUCAAGGAGGAGGGGCAGGAGGUAUGGGAAAGGCUCCUUUACUAAACCACACACACUCCAGUUACAGUGCUGGUGGGGGGGCGCCCCCUCCUGGGUCUCAAGCUCACACGACCGGCGGCUACAGCAACCAGCAGCAACCGCACCCGGGCUACCCCAGCCCGCACCCCGCGCACACUUACGGGAGCCACCAGUACGGAGCUGCAGAAGGGUACGGUCAGGAGCCUCCCCAGAUGGGAGGGGGCUACGGGGGUCCCGAAUCUGGAGGGUACGGAGGACAAGAUAGUAGAGGCCGGGGCAGGGGCGGUGGUUUCGGAGGAAGGGGAGGAUUCGACAGGGGAGGAAGGGGAGGACCCCGAGGAAGAGGAGGCAUGGGCAGUGGAGACAGAGGUGGCUUCAAUAAAUUCGGUGGACCUAGAGACCAAGGACCUGGAGGGCCACUCCCUAUGCAGGAACAGGAUAAUUCUGAUAACAACACCAUAUUUGUGCAGGGGUUGGGGGACAGCUGCACUGUGGACACUGUGGCUGACUUCUUUAAGCAGAUUGGCAUCAUCAAGAUUAACAAGAAGACUGGGCUGCCCAUGAUCAACCUGUACACUGACCGGGAGACGGGCAAGCUGAAGGGGGAAGCGACCGUCUCUUUCGAUGACCCUCCCUCUGCCAAGGCCGCUAUAGACUGGUUUGAUGGCAAGGAAUUCUGUGGUAAUCCUAUCAAAGUUUCAUUUGCUACGCGCCGGCCAGACUUUGUGAGAGGGGGCGGAAACAUGCGAGGGGGGCGUGGCAGAGGAGAUAUGCCUUUUCGCUCUGAAGGGCCCAUGGGAAGAGGUGGGUUUGGAGGAGGCAGAGGAGGAGGCGGGGGGGGCUUCCCUAGCAGCAACGGAGGGGGGGGCCAGCAGAGAGCCGGGGACUGGAAGUGUUCAAACCCUGUUUGUGGGAACCUGAAUUUCUCCUGGAGGAACGAGUGUAACCAGUGCAAAGCGCCCAAACCAGAGGGGGCUGGCGGGCCCCCUCCCAUGGGGGGUGGUUUUGGUGGUGAUCGCGGUGGCCGGGGAGGUUUUGACCGUGGUGGGUUCCGGGGGCGCGGUGGAGACCGGGGGGGCUUCCGAGGAGGGAGAGGGGGUGACAGGGGUGGCUUCGGACCUGGCAAAGUGGAUGGCAGAGGUGAACACAGACAGGACCGCAGAGACAGGCCUUACUAAAACCUUAACGUACACCGGGACCAUGAUUUUUACAUUUUAUUUUAUUUUUUGUAUUCUGUGUUUAAGUUGCUGGACUAGUCCUGUUUUUGAAAUUGUCUUUCUGUAGAAAUAAAAUCCAGUUGUAUCUGCUCUAUCUGCCAGAAUUUAACAGGUGUGUGUGGUGUGUGUUUUUUUAAUUAGUUUAAAAUGGGGGGGGGGGGGAAAUGAGUCUUCAAUGUAUUAAUGUGACAUUUUAAUAGUUAAGUAAAAUAUUUGUAUUGACAUCACAUGACAUGCAUCUUAAAUUCCAUUCUAAAGUCAGGAAUGCAUCAUUUUUACAAACCUUUCAUAUUGUGGCCAGUCGAGAAUAGGUGUAACAGAGAAUCCAGCUGCAGAAGUCUGUUUUCAGGGUUUUGGAGUUUUUGCCCCUGGGGAUUACACAUCAUUAGCACUAGUAGACUGGAAUAAACACGCCUUCAUUGUUAACUAUUUAACUUUUUCACUGCACGACAUAUUGAACUUAUAUUUCUGUUACUUCGCUUUCCGUGUAGAUGCAACAUUUUACAGUAUUAUCAUAAUUUUAACCCAUUUGAUAAUAAUACCAGUAAUAACACUGGAAGCACUGCAGAGACUGGCAAAACUCAGCACACUUGGAAACUACUACUGAAAUCUAAUGAUCUAGACAUCAUUAGGACAUUUUGAAUGCAAAUGAAGCUAUUUACAAUAUAGAACAUUAAACUAAAUACUUAAAAAGCAACAACAUAAUGCAUUAUAUUAUAAGCGCUUUGUGAUGGUGGUCCACUAAAAGGCGCUACAUAAAAUAGAUUGAUUAUAUACACACAUUCCAUCGUGGAAUAACCUGUGAGAGUUUAUGGAAUAGUUGUAGACAACUUAUCAGAGUCUGCUUUUGAAAAAUGCCAGAGUCCUUUGUUCUGAAAACACUUGAAAGAGUUCCCACCUGAUCACUAUCUCUGUGUGACCUUAAAUAAACAAACCAGCAAAUUCAAGCGCUUUCCAGUCACUUCUGUAGAAACUCCCUUUGUACCUUUGUUGUAAUCUGUGAGUGAGUGAGCACAUGUUUUUUUUUUUUUCUUUCUUUUAAAUACAUAAUUGUACAAUAACAACGAAGUUGGUUAAAUUAUACGUGUGUUUAUGGUUAGGAGUUGAAGAAUAAAUUGUGUCCAAUUAGCAGAUUUAAAUGUAAAAAUAACAUUUACAGUACAGUUUUUAAAUAUGUCCAAACAGCAACUCUAUUCACUACAUUUUUUAUAUGUCCAAACAACUAAUAUUCACUGUACAAUUUUUUUUAAAAUGUCUAAACAACUGUGGAGUAGUGGUUAGGGCUCUGGACCUCACUGAAGGGUUGUGGGUUCAAUCCCAGCUGCUGCUGUACCCUGGAGCAAUGUACUGUUCCAGUCAUAUCUUGUAACAAUUGUAAGUCGCCCUGGAUAUCUGCUAAUAAAUAAUAACAACUGUCUUGGUUGGAAAAUACAUAUAUAUGUCCUGCCAGGGUGUUUAAACUGGUCUUAAUUCUAAGCAUCGUUUUUUUAUGAAGCCGAAAAGCAGAGAUGGCAGAGAGAGAAGAGAAAAUUGGUUGGACAAAAUAGUUUUGUAAAGUUAUUGAUUGGACAUAUCAACAUUGUUUAACUGUAGUUGUUGUUACACCUAUUCUCGACUGGCCCCCGCCCGGCAGGCGAGAAUUCUACCACUGAACCACCAAUGCUUGCGUGACGUUUGCUUGAGGCUUACUGUCCGCUCCCAUGCACACCAGUAGCUGUAUAGACAGCUUUUAAAACGGGUCGGUGGUGGUUGAGGGAAAACACCAUUCUGCCCAAGCAGCCUAUAUUUCCGUGGCUUAAUUCGAGCAUCUGUGAUAUACAGGGUAUAGACGCGUUGGUUGUGUAGUGGUGAGCAUCGCUGCCUGCCGAGCAGUUGCGCCGGGUUCGAUUCCUUGCCCCCCCAAAUAUUUUGCAAUGUCCGCCUCUUUUUUUUACUUUAAAGUUUAGAAUGAAGCUUAAUGCAUUUGCCCACUUCUUUGAUUUACACGCGCAAUUUGUUUGUUCAAACUGCAAUAGUCGUGAUAGCAGCAGUGGUAUCACUAUGAUGUGCUACUCUGUGAUGUGCGUUAAUGCGUUAAGCCUCAUCAAAACAGAAGGUUUCAUUUGGGAUCAUACAUUGAUAAUGAGCUGUGGGGAAAACUGCAAAUAUCGAUAUUAAGUUUGGGCUGAAAGAUUCAUCUUGUAAGGAUUGAUGUCUUUCUAUUGUUAGCCCUGCCACAUCAAAAAAUUAAACGUGUUGCUGUGACACGCCUUGUAAUAUGGAAUAUACUGAAACCGAAUUGUAUGCUUGUGUAACACCUAGACAAUAAGGAGUAAUUAAAGAAUAACUACUUCUACAAAGGUGAAUGAAUAACUAAUCAAAGAAAGAAAACCCACUAGACUACACAAUUAAUCACACACAAUUACUUCAAUUCCAUUUCAAAAUACCGUAUAGCUAGCAGGGGUGCAACACCAGCCCACCCCACCAGGGAGCGAUCUUCCAGAACUGGCAAUACACUAAUUAUAGAGGUAAAAAGGUAUGCUGUUAGCUGCAGUUCUAAAACAAAGUUGACCAAAAAACAAACAAACAAUGUACUAGCUUUAUUAUACACGUUAAAAUGAGAAAUAAAAAUUCAAGAAUUGAAAGAAUAACAUAGAAAACGCUUGGUGCGUCAAUUAGAAACCAUGAAAGAACCGCUUCAAUUCACAGGGAGGUAAUGUAUUAGCAGCACCUAGUGCAGUGUGAAAAGAUGAAUUAACCCGUUCUAGUGCUAGAUUGUACAUGUACACAAACAAUUGUACCUACAAAACGCCCAUCUGUUACACUAGUUUUGUGGUUGUUUUAGACCACACACCAAAACAAUACAAGCAGAUGCGUUACAAAAUAAACAGUGCUGUAUAAACUACAGAAACUCGAUGCUGAAUGGUUUUAUAGUCUGUUACAUCAGAAUUGUGUUUAAUGCAUAAGCAGUUGCUUUGCAGACUCAACAAAGACUGCAGUCCUCGUUUAACCACUGUGCAAUCAGCCCUUAGUCGCUGUGAUGUUGUUGUUCAUGGAAUUUGAGCGUGCGUACCGGCAAUUGGAAAAGUGUAAUACAAAAGAAUUAAAAACGGGCUCGUCCGGGAUUUGAACCCGGGAUCUCUCGCACCCGAAGCGAGAAUCAUCCCCCUAGACCAACGAGCCAGUGUCUGCCACUGUUUUGGUCCCCCGAGUUUCCAAAGAAGUGCAGACCUAGCUGUUCUGUUAGAUGGGAGACGUUUUUCUAUUGGGUGUACCUGUCGAGAGCACUGUAAUUUUGCCGUGUCUCCGAGCUGUGUGCUGUUGCCUGUUUGGGCCGUCUGACUUCUUUAACUGGCGGCUAGCAUUUCUAUGGGCAUCGAGAAGCGGUCGCUAUAAAUGAGGAAAGUAGUUUAGGUGGGAUUUCGUUUUGAUAUGUUAGGAAUGGAUCAGUUAGUCAGCAAAAAUAAAUAGAAAAAAAAAAGGAGGCUGGGUUUCGUUGUUUUGCAAAGGAUGCACUGCAACGUCCGCUCACAGGAGCAGUCCCUCUACUGGUGCGACACGGGGGUUUUGACCUGCUCCGUUCCCGACCUGGGCCGGUUCACCCCUCCUUAGACGACCUGGCAUUCACGAGCUCCCCCAGAUAUGCCACGUCGAUGCCGUGCUAAGUGCGGACUCCCGAUCGGCACAGCCAGUUGCAGCACAGAGCUCCCGUGCUCAAGCGAUCCGCCAGCCUCGACCCGCCCCUGUAGCUGGGAUUACAGACACACGCCACGGCGCCCGGCGUGAGCGAGAGCGGCUAGAAGGCAAUUCAAAUCCCCUUGUCUGAAAUGAGAGCGAAAGUACUCGUGCAGUUUAAUGCCGAUUGCAUUAAAAGCAUUGCCGGGUCCUGCUGUAGCGGUAAAACACUGUGACCAGAUGAAUGCAUUGAAAAAGUGUUACGUGAAACACAUGUGAAUCCUAGUUUCCGUGCUGCGAAUUAAAAAAAAAAAAAAAAAAAAAAAAAAAGCAGCACUAUAAGAAUGCCAAAAAAUAAAGGUGGUUGCGUUGGCCGGCUGAAACCGGCAGCUGGCUCGUUGGUCUAGGGGUAUGAUUCUCGCUUUGGGUGCGAGAGGUCCUGGGUUCAAAUCCAGGUUGAACCAGUUUUUUUUUUUUUUUAUUAAUUGUUUUGUACUAUACUGUUUUCGAUCCGUAAACCGACAUUACCCUGGACAAGUGCGUCGUCUAAUAAAUAAUAACAAUAAUAAUAAUUACGUUUUUCUUGUUGUCACGUAUAUACGUGAUAUUUUUGAACACGUAGCAACGUGAUAAUUUAAUUUCUCGUAAAUACGUGUUACUUUGUCACGUAUAUACGCGACAUUUUUGAACACGUAGUUACGUCAUAAUUUAAUUUCUCGUAAAUACGUGUUACUUUGUCACGUAUAUACGCGACAUUUUUGAACACGUAGUUACGUCAUAAUUUAAUUUCUCGUAAAUACGUGUUACUUUGUCACGUAUAUACGCGACAUUUUUGAACACGUAGUUACGUCAUAAUUUAAUUUCUCGUAAAUACGUGUUACUUUGUCACGUAUAUACGUGACAUUUUUGAGUGCAGAAUCUGACCAGUUCAUAGAAGUUCAUUGGAUAAAUUGGUCACAUUCUGCACAAGAUCUGCGCAGAAUUAUCUCCGUGAACGCACGCUGACACUGUAUUCACUUCAAUACGCAAGCGCAGCUGUAAAAAGAGAGAGCUUGACUCUGAGAAAUGCAGACUUUCUAUAUUCACUUCAGUGUGCAUGUCCCGAGGGAACAUCAAUUAAAUGCAGGUCCCCUGUUCCCCGCGGUGCACGAGUGUUAUGUGGCCGUGCUGGAGUUCCACGAGCUCGGGGUGAACACCUGCUCAUCCCCGCGGAGCUGCACGGGGGUUCGCCUGGGUCCCGUGUCUCCAGGGAGCAUGCUUGCUGAUCAUGAUCAUGAUUAUGAUCAUGUUAUUCUGCUUGCUAAUUGUGAUUAUGCAACAUGGUAUUCUGCGUGCGGGUCAUUAACAUGAAGAACGUAUUCGUUUACCAGGGUUGCCGUAUAAACUGUGGACCCACAAUCCUCCUGGUGCAUCGCUCACGUUACAGGUGCCGGAUAGACCUGAAUUAAGGCAAGUUCCAGUUUUUUUUCCCGAGUUUUCUUUUUAUAUUCGUUUGUUAUUGUAUAAGAAUUAAUAGUCGAUCACAUGUGCUCAUAACAUAUCGAGACCACAUUUGUCACUGUUUUUUUUGUUUUUGUUUUCUAGUAUAUAGUGUAUAUAACGGGGGUGGGUGGGGAUUGGUACCUGUAUUUAAAAGUAAGUAUUGGAAAAUCGUGAUGGGUUUUUGAUUAUUCUUACAGUAGGUACAGUAUUCUGGUCGAAUUAAGAGACAGACGUGUAUCAAGGCAAGUUAUCUAUUUUAUUUUAUUUAUUUUUUGGCUGGGGAAGUGGAUGAAAAUGAAUAUUUCAAGAAUGAAUUUCCCCUCGUCUACUGCAGCGACCUGUAUGAGAUGUUGCAUCAGUAGCUUUAUUAUACAGUUGUACCGGUUGACUUAAGAUUUGUAUUUUAUUGUACCAAUGUACCUAUCAUUUGUAUGAAUUACUUGCUAGAUGUACAGGUAUUUAGAGUUAAGUUUUUUUUUAAAAUUUAUUUUAAAGCUGAUCAAUACUUGGAGUAGCACAAGGGUGUAAUGUGUGUUUGUUUGUUGUAGUGUCAAGAGGUGGUCAUGCAGAAGUGCAGGAGGUGUGGAAAAGAUAUCCCUCUGCAAUGCCUUUCAGAACACAUUGAAAACUGUGGAAGACAGCCUGAUGGCACUGAUUUGGAAGAUGAUGUCGUUAUGGAGAUAUCUGAAGAGACUCAACUAUCUAUGUCAUGACACGACAACACAUCCCAUGUUCAAAAUUAUUACAGCGAGCACCAUGCUUCUUGUAGUGGACUGUACAGAGACUAUGUGGACCUUGUCAGUGCGCCUCACCCCUCCUGUCACCCCUCGCCCCUCCUCUCACCCCUCACCUAACCCCUCCUCUCACGCCUCGCCUCACCCCGGGUCAGUGUGGCACAGCCUGUCUGCUCUUCUGAACAAACACUUCAGCCCUGCCGACGCAGUGAUAGUCUGGAGCAGCAACACAAGGAUUACGAGCGGAGGCUGCGCUUGUUGAGCCUGGAUGAUAUGGAGCGGCUGGCGACCCGCAUGCUUCACCCCGAGGCUGGGGAGUGCAUGGAGCUGUCCUUCCUGGACUGAGCAAUACUGCUGCUGCCUUCUCCACCUCUCCCCUCUUUUCUCCCCUCUCCCCUCUCUCCUCUCCUCUUUACUCUCUCCUCCCCCUCUCCUCUCCUCUCCUUACUUUGUUUAAAAGAAUAGAAGCACACCCAGUGAGCAAGGUAUUGAGCAGCCCCACAUCCCGCUUCACAAUACCGCUACAUAUUGACUAACUGUUCGCAUCGUGUGUGUUUGGUAAGACAAACCACAUUUUCUACUUUCUGCUAUUUUAAAAGGAGCCCAGUUUGGUGCAGGAGGCUUGUGGGUAACAGAGUGUGUUUUUGCUGGGGACUGCAGCCCUUCCAUUACCAUUGCUCGUAGAGGGGAGAUUGUUUUACUUUCAAGCCUUUUUCUUUAAUAAAUCCGGACGUUUGGAAAUACA
Molecule: messenger RNA, 9004 nt
Organism: Acipenser ruthenus (sterlet)
Lineage: Eukaryota; Metazoa; Chordata; Actinopteri; Acipenseriformes; Acipenseridae
Product: RNA-binding protein FUS-like
Exons: 20
Coding region: 521-2350 (609 amino acids)
Biological process (GO): regulation of DNA-templated transcription
Cellular component (GO): nucleus
Molecular function (GO): RNA binding; transcription coregulator activity
Source: RefSeq, a predicted model, not a curated record